AUGAUCUCUGAUAGUUUCUCCCUGAUCGCUGCUCUGUUUAUCUUCCAGGCUUGUUUUUCAUCGUUAGUUAGUCAGGACUAUGUGAACGGUACGGAUCAGGAGGAGAUUCGAACCGGCGUGGACCAGUGCAUCCAGAAGUUCCUGGAUGUGGCUCGGCAGACGGAGUGCUUCUUCCUACAGAAGAGGCUUCAGCUUUCUGUGCAGAAACCAGAGCAGGUGUUGAAAGAGGACGUGUCGGACCUGCGUAAUGAGCUGCAGAGGAAAGAACUGCUGGUUCAGAAGCAUCUGGCCAAGCUGCACCACUGGCAGCAGGUGCUGGAGGACGUUAGCGGUCAGCAUCGUAAACCCACAGACCUUCCUCCUCCGGGACCACUGGCCUUCCUGGAACAGGCCUCGGCUAGUCUGCCCCCAGCUCCUCUAAAACCCAGCUAAGACACCAAAGCGCCUUGUGAUCUGUAGAAACCGCCAUGCAGCCCUGCUGUGAGCAGGAGAGCCGCCAUGCUGGAGGAGAAGCUGCAUCAGGAUGGAAACAUGCGUUUCGGUUUGUAGACUGUAUAGACGUUGGACUGAUGUACAUUUUUACUUUUACAUUUUCUUUUUAUUUCUAGUUUUUGAUGUAAAUAUUUUUGAUAUUUUUCUUAUGUAAAAAUAAAAUAAACGAAUCUGAUACUAUUUUCUCACCUGACUUC
This is a messenger RNA of Poecilia latipinna (sailfin molly), 689 nucleotides long. It is a transcript of the gene med28, whose product is annotated as mediator complex subunit 28. The transcript has 4 exons. Gene Ontology annotation, cellular component: mediator complex. Bases 1 to 432 code for a protein of 143 amino acids. The record is from RefSeq and is a predicted model, not a curated record. Lineage: Eukaryota; Metazoa; Chordata; Actinopteri; Cyprinodontiformes; Poeciliidae.